CGUAAGUGAAAUCGUCAUGUUCCUCAACAUCGAGUUCCUAAGAGUAUGUUUUUUGUGUUUUUUGUCAGUAAUUUACCUGGUACAAAGAUAAUUCUAUCUAAAAAGUGAUUUAUAAAUGAAAAUUACGUAACUCUGACCGAAACCAAUUUAAACAUUUACACAUUUAUCCCAAAUUGAUAAAUGUUAUUCUAAAUGAGUCUGAAUAACUCUAGACCUGGAAUUAACACCCAAACUCAUCAUAUCUCACAAGGAAGGAGUGUAAGGGUAAGUGAGCCAAGUGAGCGAGUAACAAAUAGAAGAAUGGCAACUCAAGUUAUUGAAAUGAACAGUCGAGGUUAUCCCACGGAUAGGGUUAAUUUUGAAUCAGGAGAGACUACUCAUACCUCAGUGGAACCAGUUGAUCUUAACAGUAACCGAACAACCUUAUCGCCCAGAAGUUAUGACCCUGAAAAUAACUCAGUGACUGUUAGGGAGUCAGACUUCAUCCAGCAGCUCAAUUUACACCGUAUGACCCAAUUACAAGCCGGAAACAGAGUUCAAAACUCUAGAGUUUGGAGUAAACUUGGGAUAAAACACCCUAGAGUCUAUGGAAAACUUUUCAGAAUCUUGGCCUUACUUCUGUUGUUUAUACUCAUAGGAACUGCCACUUACUGGCUACUCGUUUUGGUGGUGGAGUUAACUGAUAAAAAACUAUCACCCAGUUUGAUUACUUCUAACAAAAAAUCUAAAAAUUACGGAGGAAAUAAUGGCUUAACAGGAGUGAAUAAUCAGACUGAGUUGAAUGCCGUGGAAUUAAUGAAUGUGAUUGAGGAGCUUAGGAAAGAAAUCCAAAAGUUGAAGGAGGUGUCGUAUAAGAAUUCUCUGGCCAUAAACGGUUUAUCCAAUGGUGAGUACAAGGUGCCGGGAUCUGAGGAGAGCCUUGAGUCAGCAAAACGUACCAAGUUCGGAAAGGGAUCAGCCGCCGUUAACAUGAACUCUUAUGGACACAGGCAAGAUAUGAAGUUUGCCAAGAAAAGGGAUGAAGACUCUGAAUUCGUACCAGACAUUAUAGAAUACCAGGCAAACAUAUCACAACAAUCUUGAAAUCUAU
Theileria parva strain Muguga is the source of this 1090-nucleotide messenger RNA. Its product is annotated as putative integral membrane protein. Lineage: Eukaryota; Apicomplexa; Aconoidasida; Piroplasmida; Theileriidae. The record is from RefSeq and is a predicted model, not a curated record. Bases 193 to 1083 code for a protein of 296 amino acids. The transcript has 2 exons.